Messenger RNA from Penicillium alfredii, 1419 nucleotides. RefSeq names its product FAD-binding oxidoreductase. The transcript is spliced from 3 exons. NCBI's taxonomy places the organism in Eukaryota, Fungi, Ascomycota, Eurotiomycetes, Eurotiales, Aspergillaceae. Gene Ontology annotation, molecular function: oxidoreductase activity; FAD binding. The record is from RefSeq and is a predicted model, not a curated record. The coding region runs from base 1 to 1419 and encodes 472 amino acids.
AUGGCCAAGAUUGAUGCUGUUGCCCUAGAGACUUUUCGGAGUUGUCUCACGACCUCCAAAGUCUACACACCUGGCUCGGAAGGGUACAAUGAUGCUUUAAUCCGCUGGUCAGACACGGGGACAAAACACGCGGGGGUAGUUAUCCAACCUAUCGACACCGCUGAUAUUCGAACGGCUUUGUUAUGGGCCCAAGAGCAUGGCGUGGAUAUCGCCGUGAAGGGUGGUGGGCAUUCGGCAGCCGGAACUAGUUCGAGCGAUGGUGGCUUAGUGAUUGAUCUCUCGCUCAUGAACCAAGUCAUGGUCGACGUCCCCCACAAGACGAUCACGGCGCAGGGAGGUGCGACUUGGAAGGAGGUCGAUGAGGCCGGCGCAGCCCAUGGAUUGGCGACCGUUGGCGGAACAGUGAACCACACUGGAGUCGGAGGUCUGACCCUGGGAGGGGGAUAUGGGUGGUUGAGUGGACAGUAUGGCCUCACCGUGGAUAACCUGCUGUCUGCCCAAGUGAUCCUGGCCAAUGGCAAUCUUGUUCAUGCCUCUGCGACGGAGCAUCCGGAUUUGUUCUGGGGGCUGCGAGGAGCUGGAUACAAUUUUGGCGUUGUGGUGGAUUUCACCUACCGGGCCCAUGACCAGAAAGAGUCCGUGUAUUCUGGGGUGGUUGGGUUCGCACCCGAAAGGCUAGAGGCCGUCAUGGAGCAGCUCAAUGCAUUGCUGGCAUUGCCUGAUGCUCGAUCGGGCGCUAUGUGUAUUUUUGCGCGAGCACCGGAUGGGUCAGGGCCAAGCAUCGUCGUGAUUUGCUUCUACAACGGACCCCGGGACGAGGGUGAACGGCGGUUCUCUGGAUUGGUAGCAUUGGGGCCCGUUUUUAACACGCUCGACAUGAUUCCUUACCCAGUGGUGAAUACUCUGCAGAACCCGCAAGCCACGUAUGGGGACCGCAAGCUGUUCAAGGGUAUUUUCUACGAGCCACCUCUGGAUCCGACAUUUGCGCGGAAGAUAUUUGACAGUAUCAUGGCCAAAACACAGGCAGAGCCCGAAUUGGCGCCAUCUGCCAUCAUCCUUGAGUUCACUGACAUGCGCAAGAUUUGCGAGGUGCCCUUGACAGCGAGUCCAAUGGCGAGUCGCAGCACCACUCAGAAUGGCAUUGUCUUUCUGCGCUGGACCGACCCAGGCAAAGAUCAGGAAUAUCGAGCUUGGGCACGCGAGGUGCAGUCUAAGUGGAAGACCGAGUUGGAUACGAAAACACAGAACCAGGUGAUUACCAAAGUCCCACAGUACAUCAACUACGCUGAGCCAGGCGAUUCGGUGGUUACGAAUAUUUAUGGCGACAAUCUUGCCCGGCUCCAGGCAGUCAAAGCCCAGUAUGACCCUAACAACGUCUUUCACAAGAUGCAUCCCAUUCCGCUAGCGACCUCUCAGUAG